Molecule: messenger RNA, 339 nt
Organism: Cryptococcus amylolentus CBS 6039
Lineage: Eukaryota; Fungi; Basidiomycota; Tremellomycetes; Tremellales; Cryptococcaceae
Exons: 1
Coding region: 1-339 (112 amino acids)
Source: RefSeq, a predicted model, not a curated record
AUGGCGACCGACGACAACACAGGCAGCGGUAAUAACGCCAGCGGUUCCUCCCAAGACCAGGGCGCCGCCGAUCAAGCUUCCACCACAAGCACCAGCUUUUCCUCAAGCUUGACCACUCAACAGCGAAAGGUGUAUCAGGACCUCAACCUUGAGAUCAACAGUGUUUCGUUCCAGGAAGGACGUUCGCGCCAGGAUACCAUCGCGGACCUAUUCGCUAUGACAGGUCCUGGUGGGCGUGAAAGAAGAUCUGGUUCUGGGUCUGGUGGAAAUGUUCAGAGCAGACAGAACACUGCGCGGACUGAGGAUGGCAGCAAGCAAAAUGGCAGCGAAGCACAGUAG